Molecule: messenger RNA, 192 nt
Organism: Alternaria burnsii
Lineage: Eukaryota; Fungi; Ascomycota; Dothideomycetes; Pleosporales; Pleosporaceae
Exons: 2
Coding region: 1-192 (63 amino acids)
Source: RefSeq, a predicted model, not a curated record
AUGGCGGACCAGAGUGUGGCGCCCUUGGCCAGCGAGGUCAAUGAGCCCCCAACCACCAGCACCAUUGUACCACCGAAGGAUCAUCAUUCAGGUGGUGCGCCAAACGUCAUUCAACCACAUUGCGCAACGCGUGUCUGCGAACUAUCAACAAACGUCUCGCCCACAUCUGAAACACGGGAUCUGCUCGUCUAG